Messenger RNA from Nezara viridula (southern green stink bug), 2235 nucleotides. The record is from the annotation of a GenBank genome assembly. Lineage: Eukaryota; Metazoa; Arthropoda; Insecta; Hemiptera; Pentatomidae.
CACAUUUUUAAUUUGAAUUUAAAAUAGUACGGCAGCGUUUAAUUUUUAUAAAACCAAUUUCUGAAUUUAGGAUCAAAGAUUAACGGCUAUAAAUUAUGAAAAUGAUUAGAAUUAGCGGAAGAGGCUAUUUACGCCAAUGGAAGCGCUUUGGGGCGUAUCUUUACGAACGUGGAUUACACCACACAAGACAGCCAUGGUCAUGUGUACCCGCUCCCAAGGGGAAAGGACCACAUUGGUAUCGUCGAAAAAUGAAAAGGAGAAUGAAGAAACGAAUGAAGCGUUUGGAAAUUAUGUGGGCCAGAUACAAGAAACCACCGCGAUUAACAGAGCGGGAAGUUAAAAUAAAACAAAGGAAACAGUUCAUCGAAGAACUGUAUCGAAGAAUAAAAAUUAUGGCACCGUAUUAUCGUAUGAGGCAAAGAGUUUUUUCAUGCGGUAGUAUAAACGUAUUCGAAGCUUUUAGAAGAAAAUUUGCGGUUAAAAAAUAUGUCCUUGAAAUACAUUUAGCCGAUCAAAGGAUCUUACUUACUCAAUUAAGCUUUCUCAAAUCAACCAGCACUAUGGCCGGAAUAAAAAGAACUGUUCGUGUUAUAAACAGUUUAACGAGAAUGAAGAUGAGAGGGGCCCUUGCUUUCAAAGAUGCUUUAGUUCAACGAAAGAUUGUCAACCGCAGAUUAGCUGAGAAGAGAAAAUACUUCCUAAAUAUUCUGGUCCCACUCGCUGAAUAUUAUCAUAAGAUAAAAAAUUAUGACAACGUGAUCAUACCAAGGUACUUCGCGGCCGUAGAGAAGAUGGUGUUCCAGGAAAGAUACGUCCCUCGUAAAAAUGCUGUAGAGCAACGUUUUUUACAAGUAUUCGGAGUGAGUCAAAUGAGGUACAUGGAAUUGAAAGCAGCCGCCAAGGAAAUGGGGUUUUACCUUCGAACAAGAUACUAUUUCACAGUUGGAAUAUCCAAAGUGAUAAGUCAACUUUAUUUCGCUAAAGAUAUCGUGUUGGAUCUAUUAAGAGAUGGACAUGAAGUUUUGACUAAAAUGUUCCAUUAUUACAACACUUUUAUGACCAUGGAAGCUUUACAAAACAAAGUUCUAAAAAGUUUAGAAAAAAGAAGAUUAACAACACGUUAUAAACGCCGAGAGUUAGAAUUCGAAGUGGAAUUCUUGCUAGAAAAGCAUAAUUUAUACGAACCAAUCCGUCAGUGUUAUACAGAGAUACCAGCAUUGCCAUAUAUAUCAACUGACAACAAGGAACAAUUGGCUAUGAUGUUAAUCGAGACAUUUAGAGGUUCCAGGAACUUCAUGGAUAGGAGCUAUAUAGACGGCAUGACUAACAACACAAUGGAGGAUAUAUGGGCCAGGCAUCCUGGAAAUAUGGAAGUCUUACACCGUAUCGCCUUGAAAUUCUCAAUAAAAUUUGUCAAAGUUUUGCUGAUUAUUCAAGAUGAGAAUAACCGAAAAAUAUAUUUCGAGGAAAGGAGGAAGGUUUAUACAGAGUGUAUAGUGUAUGUUUUUUAUUCAAGUAUCUUAUAUUCUGUUCGAGCCUCCAUAUUUUUUAUCUACUCUAAAAGGCUCAGGCCACACACAUACGAAGCGGAAAUCCUAGUAAUAAAAAAGCUGUUUCGUGUCCAGGAAGAUCAGAGACUUUUCGAAUUUUUUGUUCGAAGCAUGUUUAACUUAACCAAAAGGACACCAUUAUAUCAUAAAGGGAUGUUAGGGAUUCAUCACAGAAUGAUAGGCGGGAACAAGGAAAGGUGUUUGAAGGAUGAAUUUAAAUUCUACCGUAUGUUCCUUUCCAUUAGAAAUUCGUUAACAACAAAACGACAACGUCAAAUGUGGGCCAAGGUGAGGAAAGCACGAGAGGAAAAAAAGAAACUAACGCGUUUGAUCAAUUUUUCUGUCCACGCAAAAAUCAACCCAGAAAUCUUAAGAAUAUUUAACUUUUAUAGAACUAACUUUGAAACCAUAUGCCCUCUGUGCUGCUCAGCUGAAAGAGAAAGCUUUUUAAUUACAGUUGGUGAAAAGGAAGAUAGGUUGCAGGAUGUUCCGGACAUAAUAUCAUCUGCACAGCACUACUAUCUGGGCGCAAAGAUAAUAGAUUUAUCUCAUGAUAUUGAACAUUGUACACAACCAGCAGCGACUUUCCUCCUGAAAAUUAAAAUUUUAGAGGAAAGAAGAAAAAAAGCAUAUCUGGGAAAGGAACAGUGGUUCAAAUUCUAAUAAAAUUCUCCCUUUGAUAACC